UCUCAUCUUUGAUCGCAGGAGGGCUACGUAGACUUUUUUUUGUGCAGAACUACGAAGAAACUAAAAUGCCGCAAUGCAGAAUUGGUGUAUUGAAGCCGGCUAUGUCGCGUUAACCAAGCUAUUCUCGAAGACAAAAGUAUUUCUGCAAAGCAAAGAAAAAGAUGCAGGAUCAUCUGAGGAUGUCGGAGUCGGCUCCAAGUCUGAUGCUUCACGAGGAUGCGGCCGCGGUGGCCACUGCGAGCCACCAAUUUACACUGGCAUCGGGCGAGAGCAGGCGGCAGAUCAUGUUUGGGACGGAAAGCAUACCACGGAGAUUGGGUGGAAUGCCCCAUCUUCAGCGACACCACGGCAGAAUACGAAAAGAAGUGACAACACGACAGCGACACCGACAUCAAGCCAGCACAAAGGGCAAAGCCCACCUCUUUUGUCAUCUUGGUUCGCAGCUUGGAAGGCCUACCACUUCCCAAGAAGUAGCAAGUUUGCGAAGUUUUUUCCCUCAGCUCACACGACAAAUAACUUCGUCCGCUGUGAGGAUUUUUCCUCGAAGGACCCCUACAGGGUUCUUGGGCUCAGCCGGGGCGCCUCCACUGAUGACAUCCGCCGUGCGUACAAGAAGCUCGCGGUGAAACACCAUCCGGACAAGGGCGGGGACCAGGAGGCGUUCAAAAACAUCACCCGGGCGUACGAGACUUUAUCCGACCCGAAGCAGAAACAAGCCUACGACCAGUAUGGCGAUGCGAGUGGCGACCCAUUUAGCGGCAUGGGCGGUGGUCCGGGUGGCGGAAGCGGUACUAGCGGCGGUGGGCCCUUUUAUUCCGGCGGUGGUGCUAGCGGACCAGAUCCCUUUGGGAAUGUCGGGAGCGGGCCCUUUGGAUUCGGGACCAGCAAUGACCCAUUUGGACAGGGCUCAUCUGCUGGAUCAUCUUCCGGCAUCUUUGGAGACGAUCCGUUCGAAGCGUUCACGCGCAUGGGCUUCGAGGAGUUCGCGGCGAACGGGAGGCAGAGGAGACAGGCGAGGGUGCCAAAACCCGUUGUCCGGGCGGUGAACAUAACGCUGGAGCAGUUGUGCCAAAGGAAGACCGUGACCGUCGAGAUCCCCAUGAUGCAGAAAAUUUGCACGAGUUGCAGUGGCCAGGGCGGCGACGUCCAGAUCUGUGGCACUUGCGGGGGGAGCGGGUACGAGGUGCGGACACGGCAGUUCGGGGGUGGCUAUGUGCAGACGCAGGGAACCUGCUCUUCUUGUCGCGGCGCGGGAAGGCUACGAACGCGGACGUGCGCGCAGUGUCAGGGCCACGGAGUGAAACAUGCGACGGAGUCGUUCCAACUCAACUUGGACCCGAAGGUACGUGUAGAGAUAAAUCUGCUUUGGUGCAAGCAUAAACAUACUUCUUCAAAGAUGUAGAACAUGUUGGCCGUUCUAUGUUUUUCAAACAAAGAAAUUGGUUUAGAAAGCACUAAGCUCAUCAAUUCUUUGUAACCGCAAAACAAAAAUCUCUACCCAGACCGUCGAGGAAGGUUACACCUUCCGUUUCCUGAACCGCGGCAGCGAAGUUUUUGACCACGCCACCGGUGGCGUUUUGGCUGGCGACGUCUUCAUCGCCGUGCGCUUCCAAACCCCGCCCGGCAGGCGCGACGGCGGGAAACAAGUUAGUGACCACUCAAAUUCUGCUUCUAAGAGCAAGCGAAGCAUCGCCAGAUACGAUCACUUAGAAUUCGAGCGCGGCCCGCACCACGCUCUGUACACGAAAAUCGCGGUACCCUUUGCAGAUGCGAUCUGCGGGGAUCUCGUCGUUGAGAUCAAGCACCCAGCUGGGAAGUACGUCACCGUAGCGCUGCCUUCAAAUUUGCAGCAUACCGACGUGGUCCGCGUUGCGGGCAAAGGCGUGCUGUGGGACGGCAAUAUUGCGUCUACGGGGAGUGCGAGUACAAAGUCAAGCGACUUGUUUGUGAAGCUGCGAGUGGAAACGCCAAACAGAAAUCCCUGGAGCACGCCUGAGGAACGGGAAGCGCUGCGGCAGGUUCUGAAACGGGAGGCUGGUAUUUUCGAUGUAAAGCGAGGUGGGGGAAAGGGUGGGGAAGAACAAAGUGAUAGAAGUGACACCGCUGCCGGUGAAAGGACGGCGGAAGGUAGUGCCGCGGAAGAAAAAUCUACGUCUUCGCAGUCUUCCUCCAGCUCCUGGAAACGGUGGUGGAACCGGUCGGGGAAUGAUUUUUCGUCAAGUGGCUCAGCUUCUUCAGACAGCAAUGCGAAUUCUGGGUCCUCCUCCCUCCCGCAAGAUUCCCGGAAACUCGGCGACUCCGAGAAGCACAUUCUGAACCGCCAUCUCAAAGCGUACAAGGCGGAGCGGGAACGAGCUUCCGGGGCCGCCGCCGGCGCGGGACAGGACGGAGCUGGUCCUGGUGGUGGGGAGGAGUCUACUUGUCAUGUGCAGUAACUGACGAUGACUGAGGGGGGCACUGGCUCUCUCUGGUAACAGAGAAAAAGUUACUGUUACAUUAACAUAAGUCUGCGACUUUCGACAAGGAGCAUGAUCAUUCAGCAACAGCACCAGAAGAGAAAGCGCGGUCGUCUAAU
This is a messenger RNA of Amoebophrya sp. A120, 2575 nucleotides long. The record is from the annotation of a GenBank genome assembly. NCBI's taxonomy places the organism in Eukaryota, Dinophyceae, Syndiniales, Amoebophryaceae.